GCAGCUCGACGCUCUCCUCAGAAUUCUUAGUAACUACCCAAUUCACCCCUCUGCUUCUGUUCGUCACUUCUCCUUCCUUUCCGACCCCGCGCUCCUUCUCUCUGAUUUUCUCCUUCCUGUUCUCUCUAUCUCUUCGGGGGCAACUCGUCUCGCAUUUGUCUCCAUUAUUUUCAACCUCCAUCUUGGUUGUGGUUCUUCACGCACUCCUUUUUUCAUCGUUGCAUGGUGAAGGGAAGCCCUCAGAUUUUGGCGUUAGGGCUUCCGUGAUAAGGGUAUGGAGGGGUUCGACGAUGAUGGUCCCUCCUCAGGAAAACCUAAAAGGCACCAGGGAAUUUCGCGAUGCUGGUUUCUCAGACAACACACGGUUUGAUGGAUGCCUCCCAAUAUGCAUUUUUUUGAGAAACGUGUUGCCGAACAGGUUGAACUGGGUGGUUUGGAUGAUCCUGGUGAACCACUUGUUGGGUUUGAUGAUGAGAAAUAUCGGUUUUCUUCAAUUGGAGUGAUCAAGGAGCUAAACAAGGAUGAUGAGGAGCCGAGGGACAUAGAGAGCAUUGGAAAUUGUAAGAUGGAGAAAUCAAUGAUAAGAGAUCUCCUCAACAGCAUGUCUCACUUUCAUCACAUAUUCUCUGUGGAUAAGGGAAAGACAGGGUCAGCUCAGAUGUACUAUCAAAGCAUUGCUGAUUUACUGAUGCUUCUAAUGCCUAUGCUUAAUGAUAUUAUUGAUUCUGAGGUACCCUCCAAUGAGCAACUCAGCAGGAGAUUGGAAGAAUUGGACACUUUUGUUGAUGAUGCUAAAAAGUUCCUGGAAGGCUGGCACCCAUUGAUGAGCAAGACCUACAAUCUUUUGCAAAUUGAAGUGGUGGCUGAGAAGAUUCAGGAGUCUAUACUAGUGAUUUGCAGAAUCCUUAGUUCUUUUACCUUAUCUGCUGCCUCAGUAUCUAAUAUAAAUUGUAUUCGGGCUUUGCAGAAUCAUGAAUCUGUGUGCAAGAAUCAUGUAUCAUCUGUGAUCAGGGAGGCCACAAAAAAUCAGAGAGAGAGCAAUUUCCCUAGCUCUGAGACCAUGGUGAAGAUUGCAGAUUGCCUGAGUUUGUCAUCAAGUCAGGAACUUCUAAUGGAGGCUGUGGCUCUGGAGAAGGCGAAGAUAGAGGCAGGACACGAAAAAAAUGCUGAAGAAGUUGAGCUUAUAGAUGAUCUCAUUGCUCUUGUUACCUACAUGCAUGACUGCCUUGUGAAAAUAAAACAAUCCCAAACAGAUGGUAGAGUGCCAAUUCCUUCUGAUUUCUGCUGUCCACUUUCUCUUGAACCGAUGUCAGAUCCAGUGAUUGUGGCAUCUGGACAAACUUAUGAGCGGGCCUUUAUCCGAAAAUGGUUAGAUAUGGGUUUGACAGUUUGUCCAAAGACACGGCAAAAUCUAGCUCAUACUAAUCUCAUUCCCAACUUUACUGUCAAGGAACUCAUUGCAAAUUGGUGUGAAUUAAAUAAUGUCAAGUUGCCUGAUCCAGUGAAGUCUAUUAAUUCAAAUCAGCCCUCUAUGCUUCUAGCUCAUGUGGAAUCUCUUCCUACUGAUGCCCAUCUUCCUGUGUCUCCUAGCGCUAAAGCACUGGAGCCAUCCAUGCUUGCAGCUUCAGUUGAUCAGAGGCUCUCAAAUGGAAGCAGUCUAGAAGCUUAUCCAAAUCAAAAUGUUUCUUCCCAUUUGGACCCUCCUAGGGUUUCUGAUGGCGCUUCUGUGAGUAGUUCAACUGAACCUUCAGACAUCGAAAAUGGAUCUGGCAAGGGAUUGCUUAAGGUAUCAGCAAACAAUGAAAAUGGGAUGACUAAUUUGGGAAGCUUAGGUGUGAACUCUGCCCAUCUAGCUCCAGCAUUAGUUGAAAAUGAUUCUUCUGAAGUUGGCUUAAUUGAUGAGCAGGUUGAAGGUCAUACACGCAGUACAUCCAUGUCAAGUGCUGUUUCCAGCACAGACGUGCAAGGUGAAGCUGGGGAUGUCAAUGAAAUGUCCAGUGACAACACAAAUGACAACAGGGAUGCUUCUGGGGAAGUAACUUCAAAGGAUCCUGCAUCAUCUGCUCCUCCAAGGGAUUCAGAUAUUCCUACUAGGUUGUCAGAUUUUCGGACUAGAAGCCAGCCUUUAUGGAGAAGGCAGUCAGAACGAAGCUUUGUUCCAAGGAUUACUUCUUCACCUCUUCCUGAAUCAAAGUCAAACAUGUCAGAAGUUGAGGCUCAGGUUAAGAAGCUGAUUGAAGAUCUACAGAACCCAUCUAUAGAAGUAAAAAGAUCUGCUGCUAUUGAAUUGCGGCAUCUUUCAAAGCACAACAUGGAGAAUCGAAUUAUGAUUGCUAGCUGUGGAGCCAUCAAGUUCUUAGUUGAGCUACUCUAUUCGAUGGAUGUGAGAACCCAAGAAAAUGCUGUGACUGCAUUGCUGAAUCUAUCAAUCAAUGACAAUAAUAAGAGUGCAAUUGCCAAUGCUGGAGCAAUAGAUCCUCUCAUUCAUGUGCUUAAAACAGGAAGUCCAGAAGCUAAAGAAAAUUCUGCUGCAACCCUUUUCAGCCUUUCAGUGAUAGAUGAGAACAAGGCCAGGAUUGGAAGAUCUGGUGCAAUCCAUCCGUUGGUUGAACUAUUGGGCAAUGGGACUCCCCGUGGAAAGAAAGAUGCUGCUACUGCUUUAUUUAAUUUGUCGAUCUGUCAUGAGAACAAGGCUCGGAUUGUACAAGCUGGGGCUGUGAGGCACCUUGUGGAUCUAAUGGAUCCAGCAGCAGGCAUGGUUGACAAGGCUGUUGCUGUCUUAUCCAACCUUUCAACAAUCCCAGAUGGGCGUACUGCGAUUGGUCAGGAAGGUGGAAUUCCAGUUCUUGUGGAGGUUGUGGAACUUGGAUCUUCAAGAGGAAAAGAAAAUGCAGCAGCAGCAUUGCUACAACUUUGUACAUACAGCCCAAGAUUCUCUAAUAUGGUUCUGCAAGAAGGUGUCGUGCCUCCUUUAGUAGCAUUAUCCCAAUCUGGCACAGCCCGAGCAAAAGAGAAGGCGCAGAAUCUUCUUAGUCAUUUCCGAAAUCAACGCCAUGGUAAUCCAGGGAGGGUUUGAUAUGUGAAAAGGAUCUAAUUACACGUACAAUCUUAGUGCAGCUCUGGGGCGACUCGCUCAUGGUUCAAACCAGAGCACAGUAUUUGUGGUAUAUAUGUAAGAAUUGUUCAUUCUGCUGAAAUAAUUCUUUAUGCUGGUAAGGUGUCUCAUGUUAUGAUCAGUAGGCAAAGAAAUGGUUAUUACUGCUUAUUCUUUAUUGCUGAUUUAUGUAUAUUUUGAUCACCUGAUAUGAUUAUCCGGUUAUGCUUGAAGGUCAUGGUUGAGGGAAUGCAACGUUGUUUCUGUAAUUUUAAUCAUUUGAUCUUCUUUC
Molecule: messenger RNA, 3386 nt
Organism: Nymphaea colorata (pocket water lily)
Lineage: Eukaryota; Viridiplantae; Streptophyta; Magnoliopsida; Nymphaeales; Nymphaeaceae
Product: U-box domain-containing protein 4
Exons: 8
Coding region: 374-3076 (900 amino acids)
Biological process (GO): protein ubiquitination
Cellular component (GO): nucleus; cytoplasm
Molecular function (GO): ubiquitin-protein transferase activity; protein binding
Source: RefSeq, a predicted model, not a curated record